AUGACACCCGCUGAAGUUACUCGGUUAAUCAUGUUUCUGUUUGAUGCUUCGGAAAAUGACGAAAUCAGUUCUUCCCAGCUAAGCGAGCCAGCUUCUGGAAUUAUUGCAGAGGACUACUCGGUGGACCAUGAUAACUCUCUGACUUCCGCUUUCCGUAGUCGCAAUCCUCUGUUUGGAACAUCUAGGCCAUCUAGUUCGAGCUCUGAUACUUUGAAAACCCUCAAAGGACCAACAAGCCAAAAUAACCAUACAACACCAUCACUGAAUACAUCUGUCGAACGUGAAUCCCGUAAAACUGGUUUGUCGUUAACCGAACUACAGAAAGCUAUUGAAAUGGGGAGGAAAAAUGGAGAGUGGUCCUGUCUUAUAAGUUUAUUAAAUUCAGUUUUCAGUUCGUAUGAUGCAUUAUCAAGUAGCUUCUUACAUGAAUUAUGUGGGGUUAGAUCAGGAAAGCAAUCCAAAAAGGAUAAAAAAACCACAGACGUCUCAGACUCAUCACUGUGUUGCACCAGUGCCAAAACACUAAAAGAUUACAAUGAAGUUAUUCCGCCAACUGUAAAUAAUUCUGAUGGCUCGGUUGACAACAUAAUAGAAUCUUCUUGGGUCGAAGGUAUGACUAGUAUCUCAACAGAUUUUCCUGUUUAUCAAAAUGAUGUAGAAAUGGAUGAUCAACAAGUGAACACUUUGAACUCUAUUGAAAUUAUUGAAAAAUCAGAAAACAAUAUGUAUUGGCCAUCUGUUAAUCUUAAUGAUUUACGUAAAGCUUGGUCUAUGAUUGUAUCUAUACCUGAACGUCAAAAUAUUGUAGAUACACUAAUGAGAGCUGUUCGUCGUUUGGUUGUGAUCAGUUUACAUCAACUUUUAGUUAUUCAACCACCUGAUGGAUUAGACGAUAAUCAACCAACUACUGAAAUAGCUAUUAUUCAGCAACGUUUAGUGAAUCUUUUUAUUAUUCUUUAUGAAUGUCCAUUUGCAACAGAUCCUUUACAUUUUGAGCUUUUAUUGUUAAAUAUUAAUCGUGCUGUAACUUGGCUUCCAAACACAAUACAAGUUAUGUUAUGUCGAUCAUGGGCUAAUUCUGUACACACACCAUUAGCUAAUUGUACAGAACCACCAAAUCCAGAACAAACUAAUUUAUGGUGUCUACAAAAAAUUCUAUUACAUCAUAUUACUUUACGUUGUUUAACUACAGAUCAUGGUUUGCCAAAUGAAGAUAAACAGAUUUGUGAAGCCGCACUAGUAUUACGUAUUGUUUACUAUGCUAGUCUAUUGGCUGGUCAAAUGGAUUCACCUGAAUUAUUAGAAAUGGAAGCUGAAGAGAAUAGAUUAUUUGAACAACAAAUGCGUGCUCAUAUUGGACCUACUUAUGAAAGACGUUCUCGUGUUAGUUUACCUGAAGAUCCAUUUGCUAAAGCGCUGAAUAUUUCUCCUAAUGAUUGUCGUACACCAUUUAUUCCAGUUAAAGAUUUUGUAAAUGAAACACUCAAUGAUGGCCUACAGCCAAAAAAAGAUUAUAUUUAUUAUCGUUCAAAAGGUAUAUCAAAUGAGUUAAGCUUUAUGAAAUUACCAUUUCUGUUACAAACUAGUUCGAAAUCUGUUCUAUUGUAUUAUGAUAAUCGUAUGCGUAUGCUAGAUGAACGUCGAGGUGUUCUGAUGCAUACUUUUCUCAUGGAUACACCUGAAAUGCCUUUCUUUAAACUGCGUGUUCAUCGGGAUAGAAUCGUUGAAGAUGCUUUGUUAAUUUUGGAAAUUGCUUGUAUGGAAAAUCCGGGUGAUUUUAAAAAACAACUUCUCAUCGAAUUUGAUGGUGAACAAGGAAUCGAUGAAGGUGGACUUAGUAAAGAAUUUUUUCAACUGAUCAUUGAACGUAUUUUUAAUCCAGACUAUGGUAUGUUUGUACUGGAUGAAGAAACUCAAAAUUAUUGGUUUAAUCCAGUUCCUCUGGACGAUAUGGAACGUGAAUAUUGUUUAAUUGGGACUUUAUUGGGUUUAGCAAUUUAUAAUGAUGUUAUAUUGGAUAUUAAUUUCCCGUCAGUGUUGUAUCGAAAAUUAGUUGGAAAAUUGGGUACAUUUGAAGAUCUAUUUGAUGCUAGACCUAGUUUAGCCCAAGGAUUAAAAAGUUUGUUGGAAUAUGAAUAUGAUGAUAUUGAAAACGUAUUCGGUUGUUCAUUCGCUGUCAAUUACCUUGAUCCAUUCGGUAAUGUUAUUACACAUGAAUUAAAACCGGAUGGAGCUAAAAUUCCGGUUACAAAAGAAAAUCGUAAAGAAUAUGUAGAUUUGUAUUCAAGUUUCUUGUUGAAUGAUUCGGUUAAAAAACAAUUCAAUGCUUUUCGAAGAGGUUUUCAAAUGGUUGUUGAUGAAAGCCCAUUAACAUUUUUAUUUCGUCCAGAUGAAUUAGAGCUACUUGUUCGUGGAAGCCCAGUAUAUGAUUUUAAUGAAUUAGAAAGAGUCACUACAUAUGAAGAAUAUACAUCUGAUUCAACUGUAAUUAAAAAUUUCUGGUCUAUAGUACAUUCAAUGACUAAAGAACAAAAAAAACAAUUAUUACAAUUUUCUACUGGUUCUGAUCGUGUACCAGUUGGUGGUAUGUCAAAAAUGAAAUUUACUAUAGCACGUCAAGGUUCUGAUACUAAUAGAUUACCAUCUGCUCAUACUUGUUUCAACAUUCUUUUAUUGCCGGAAUAUCAAAGUUUGGAAAAAUUACAACAAUCAUUAUUACUGGCGAUAACACAUUGUAAAGGAUUUGGAAUGUCAUAAAUCCAUCUUGUCUUCUCCUUCUUUCUCCUUAUCCUUUCCACAACUUCGUUUUAUCAUUGGUGGACUACUUUCUUCCUUCUUCUUUUUUCGAUUUCCUAUAGUUUAUCUUUUUUGGUUACUUACGGAAUUUCUC
Molecule: messenger RNA, 2890 nt
Organism: Schistosoma curassoni
Lineage: Eukaryota; Metazoa; Platyhelminthes; Trematoda; Strigeidida; Schistosomatidae
Source: the annotation of a GenBank genome assembly